GCCAAACUCAUUGCAAGAGGAGCUGUGUUGCUGUGGAGCGUUUUACACAACACAACCACGAGCGCGAUGCAAUAUACUGAACAACUCAUGAAAUGCGGUUCUGCAGCGGCAGACUGAAGAGCUGUGACCACCCCAUGGGCCGCUUUGCCGCACUCGCCUUGAUCCUGUGCCUCAUCACCGCUCCCAACGGUCUCUUCCCCUUGGCAGCGUCUGCCUCAUCCCUCAGGCCACCCCGCCAUCACAGCCAUGGCCGGCACUACUCAGCAGCCCACCAACAGCAUCUAUCGUACCGGCCUGCAACCAACGAAUGGGCGCUUGCACCGAGCAGCAGCGAGGGCCGCGACGGUGACCGUCCUCUCUACGAUGUGGAUGUGCCCUUUGAUCUGUCUUCUUCUGAGGAUGGCAUCGACGCUGCCAAGGGCGUGACGGUCAUGAUGGACACGGAAAACCAUCGGCUGACGGUGGAGGAGGGGGUGCCUGACCACCACCAUCACCACCACCACCACCACCACCACCACCAAAUGACCGACGCAGUUGCGUGGGGCCGAUAUGAAGACGUUCUCGACGACACCGGGUGGACGUUUCUCUACGUUACGGCCACAGACAGCCCUAUGGUCUCUUAUGACGUCAGGGCCUACGCCGCCGGCUUCGUCGAAGGCCUCACAACCGCACACCGCAUCACUGAUUUCCACCACAACACGCAGCACAUGAUCCAGAAAGACCCGCACACCAAGACGGCCCUCGAGAAGGUCAGAAACGCCUUCAAAGACCGGCUGGAAUACACCGAAGCGAAGACGCAUUUCGGGAAGGCCGACAUGAUGCCGGCGGACCCCUAUUGGCAGAACAUCCGCUUUGGGCUGUAUCAGCUGUGGGGCGUGCUGGACGGCUACAACACGGUGGCUGGGGCGAGGGAGAAGCCGCGGCUGACGAUGAUGGACAUGCUUCUCAUCAACUCGGACGGCAACAUGCCGGAACUGCUGCGAAUCUACUCCAGCUAUACCGGGCGUAUGCAUCAGGACCACCCCACCCCCACGCCCACAGCACCUGAGGGCCAUCAGCAGCAGCAGCAGCAGCAGCCGCGGCCCCAUGAAGAGCAUGACGCGACCAUCUCCUACUCGCCCUCGGCCAGCGGUCUUGUCAAUCUAGCGGCGCUGCAGACCGACACACAGCACCAACACGCUUCCUUCAGCCCAGAGAGGGCCCACCUGCGGCUCAUGGCCAGCCAGAAGGGCAGCAACGCCACAGCGAGACACACAGAAACCGACAGAGGCGGCCUCCUGGAUCUGUCGCACCCCUCUGUGGAGCGGGCGUGGCUGCGUCUGCAGCAGAGGUUUGGGCGGUGCAGUGCACUGGUGCGGCUGCUGCCUGGUAAUGCUGACCUUCUGGUGGGGCACACCACAUGGGCCGACUAUUCCGAGAUGGUGCGAGUAUACAAGUAAGGGAGGAGAGCGAAACGGAAUCACACACCACACACGGGAUCGCAGUGUGUCUCCUCUCUCUCCUUGGUCGCUCGCAGGUAUUACAACAUCCCCUUAGGUCAGAAGGUCACCAGGAUGGCUUUCUCCUCCUACCCUGGCUGCAUCUCCAGCACAGACGAGUACUACCAGCUGCAAGACACGGGCCUCGCCGUCAUGGAAACCACCAUCACCAACCUAAACCAAGACGCACACAACCUCCUGCCGGCCACGAAAACGGGCAGCAAGGCCUUCGACUUCCUGCAUGUGAUGGCGGUUAAUCGGAUGGCCGUCGACUCGGCGCACUGGGCGUCACUCUACAUAGAGGACGCCCUGCAGACCGGCACUUAUUCGUCUCAGUGGGUGGUGGUCGACAUGAGGGCCUUCAAGCGUGGGAAGCGGCUGAAGGCCGGCACGCUCUGGGUGGCGGAGUGUGUGCCGGGGGCGUGCCAGAUGGAAGACAAGUCUCAUGCACUCAACACGGUGAGAGUGAGACACACGCGUGCACAGGGCGUCCAUGUAAAGAGGUGUGUGUUUGUGUGUGCAGACGGGCUUCUUUGCGUCUGUCAACGUGCCCAUGUCUGCCACUGUGCGGAGGGCGGCUGGGUACGACGCUGCGGAGGCCGAGUACGGUGUGGUGUACUCAGUCGACAACAACCCCCGGCAAUUCAUCCUAGCAGCAAAAGCCCCACAUGCCGCAGACAUGGCCGUACGCAGAUAGAGAGAGACACCCCCACACCCCAUCCAUCCAUCCAUCCAGCCAUCCAUGUAUGUCUCUCUGUGUGUGGCGUACAGUCAUUCCGCCAGCUGAUGCGUCGGAACGAGGCGCCCCACGAGCACCCGAAGAACAACGGCUACGUCAGCCACCCAGGCCACGCCAUAUCGGCGAGAUUCGAUCUCGACCCCACCCUGCCGGUGCCCACGGGCGGCAUAGACAGCAAGGUGGCCAACAAGUGCCUCUUCGACCACAUGCAGUCACAAGUAGGCACGCGCGAAGGCACCCUGCAAGGAACCCCCCUCCCCCCACCCACCGCCGUACACACGGAUGGAUCGUCUCUCUUUGUGUGUGUAUGUGUGUUCCAGAUAAUAAGUGGCCCGACCACGGAGGGGAAGGACCUCUCUGCAACACCUCAGUGGCUGUGGCUGUUCUCAUGGAAGAAAGCAGACGGCACGCCCCGCUUCCCCGGCUGGCCGCACGAGGGGCUGCCAAGUGAGUGGCAUUUUUCGUGGGCGCAGACAUCGCCCGAUGGGUACUCAUAUGGCAGGUUUAGCCUCAAGGACGAAUUGGAGACGUGUGCAUAGGUGUUACAUAGAUUGCAAUGGCAGACAGACCGUUGAUUGAGAGAGAUCGCAUCGUUCAUGUACAUGACGCCGUCAAUCAAUGAGC
Vitrella brassicaformis is the source of this 2841-nucleotide messenger RNA. NCBI's taxonomy places the organism in Eukaryota, Vitrellaceae. The record is from the annotation of a GenBank genome assembly.